CUGACGGCAAUGACAUACACAACGCAACGCAACGGCAACGCAACGGCGAUCUACGGCCAAUGCAAUACGCACUGGCACCCAACACGACACGACGUCUUCACUUCUCCAUCCGUGAUCCGCAAUCUGUCCGCGCGCGCGGAGUCUAGUGCAGUCUAGUGACGUCUAGUGCAGUCCAGUGACGUCGGGAAGAACGAAGGGGGUGGAAGGGAGGACGUGGUGGUAAGAUCAGGUGAAAUCUAUUCACUAUUGAGUUGCAGUUGAUGAAUCGGGACGCUUGAGUGGGUUUCGCAUUCGGGGGAAGAAAAAAACAAACGGGCCGACAUAAUUAAUCACCGGUUAAUCACCGUCGAGAUGGCUGACAACGAGCAGAAGGCCUUACAACUGGUGGCGGAGGCCGAGAGGAAGCUGUCGUCAUCGAAGGGCUUCUUCGGCGCUCUGUUUGGGAGUUCAUCGAAAGUUGAGGAAGCAAUAGAAUGUUACCAACGGGCAGCGAACAUGUUCAAGAUGGCAAAGAAGUGGAAUUCAGCAGGCAAGGCGUUUUAUGAUGCAGCAGAUUUACAUUCGAAGGCGGGUAGCCGUCAUGAUGCCGCUAAUAAUUAUGUAGACGCUGCCAAUUGCUUCAAAAAAUCUGAUACAAAUGAGGCAAUCAGUUGUCUGUUGAAAGCCAUCGAGAUUUAUACCGACAUGGGCCGUUUUACGAUGGCAGCUAAACAUCAUCAAAGUAUAGCCGAAAUCUACGAAAGCGAAGCGGUUGAUUUGGAGCGCGCGGUACAUCAUUACGAGCAAGCUGCGGAUUAUUUCCGCGGUGAGGAAAGUAACUCUUCUGCAAACAAGUGUCUUUUAAAAGUUGCGCAGUAUGCCGCGCAACUUGAGAAUUACGAUAAAGCCAUUCAGAUUUAUGAGCAGGUCGCUUCUGCAUCAUUAGAAAGUUCUUUACUAAAAUAUAGCGCCAAGGAAUACUUCUUUCGUGCUGCGUUAUGUCACUUGUGCGUGGAUUCGUUAAAUGCUCAACAUGCGAUUGAGCGUUAUCAGGAACAGUAUCCUGCUUUUCAAGAUGCUAGAGAAUAUAAAUUGGUAAAGACAUUGAUAGAGCAUUUGGAGGAUCAAAAUCUAGAAGGUUACACAGAAGCAGUGAAGGAAUACGAUUCAAUUUCAAGAUUGGAUCAGUGGUAUACAACAGUAUUGUUACGUAUAAAAAAGCAAAUUAACGAUAAUCCGGAUCUGCGCUGAUCAGUUGUUUUUUAUUUGUGUUAUUUUUUGGCAACGAUAUUAUUUUCAGACCAUGCGUAUUCGUUAUUGAGCCACGCUCUACUUUCAAUGGAAACUAUAAAGUAGUUUCGUUUUUAUAUCCGGAUAUAUGUAAUCGCUCAUGUUAUAUUGCUCCCUCGUGCUUUCGACAAUUUUUGUUAUUUUAUCUCUUUGUAUAUUUUAAAUCAUUAAGAGUAUCCAUGAAAGCAUGGAGAAUCACGGUAUGCAAGAAUGUGAGAGACGAUUAUUUCGAACGUCGUAAUUUUCGUGAUUAUCUUUUUAUUAAUGAAAUAUGUAUACAGCCUUUACCUUGUUAGGUACAUUGGCGAAUAUUAUAUCGAGAAUAGUUUUUGUUAUAAAAUAAUAGCCUAGAAAAUCUUUACUUGUGUACUUUAUACAUCCUGUUUUCUUUAAAAAAAAAAAAUCGAUAUUUUUACUAUGAAUUGCAAGAUUAUUACAGACUUUGGAUUUAAAACCUAACAGAAUAACAGACUACAAAGAACGUACUGAAUUGAUAAAUUUCUUUUUUUUUCCCGCCCAUCGUAAUUUUAACAAAUGUUUUUUUCCAAUUAUAUUUUCCUCUCUAAUUUAAGAGUAGGAGGAACAAUUCUUAUACAUUAUUUGAAUGUAUGUGAUCCGUAUUUAUUGAACAAACCUUUUUUUGUUUCUUUUUUUUUUUUAAAUUUAAUACGACUUUUAAUACGGUUUCAUUUUUUUUUUCUUUUCGAUAUUUUACAGCGAAGAAAUUACGAUCAAAUAUGACCGUCAUCAUUUGUCACUCUUGCACUGCCAAAGUAUUUAGAUAACAAGAUAAUGUACGUCUAAUUGGUAUAAUUCAUCAUUUUCUCUUAGUUCUCUCCUUCUACCUCUGGCCUUUUCUGUCUUGCAUUUGUCUGAUUUAGAAAUACGGCUACUACUUGUAUAGGUUUACAGCUUUAAGUCGAGCGAUAUUAUUAACGUAACAUGCUACAUAUUCCUUCCUAAUAUCGAACUAAAAAAACACGAUAUAUUACACAAUGUUUUCCGCAAUAAUAGUAGUGUGGUAUCUGUAAUCUAAUUAGUACUUAUUGCCUACGGAUAAGCGUACUCUUACAGGAAAAAAGAAAAAAAUAAACGGAUAGGGAACACGAUCGCGAAGUGCAUUUACAGUUAGAAUAUCAUAAUUAUUGAUUAUAUUAGAAUUUGAGUGCAUACAGAUCUUUCUACAUUUUUUUCACGUUACUUGUUGAUGUUACCAUAAUUCGUUUCUGUGAUGUAUUAGUUUAUAAUCGAUACAAUUGGUAAUUUUACAGUAUAUUAUCACGAAUGUCGUUUUAUUUCACUUCGACACUUUAGGAAAUGUAGUACAUUAAUGUUAAUUGCAAAAAUCUUGGAUAUAUUAUUGGCAUAACUCUAGGAGGUACAUAUGCCUAAGCAUAGGAUUUAGCAGAUAUUUGGAUAUUGAUUUAACAACGGUCGCGUUAAGAAUCGCAUUUUAUAUAAGAGCAUCGUAUAUAAUAUAAUAUAUAUAUUGAUAUACGAUAUUUCAAUGACACGAUACGCAAUUCUGCUGUUAACUAGGAAUUAGAAAGAAUUAUCUGCAUGCACGCGAUUAACGGAACAUGCACUUAGUAUAAGCAUAUGUAUACUUAUUUGAAAAAGAAGAAGAAAUGAGGACACACGUAUAAUAAAACUUUUAAACUCUACACAUCUAGUGUGCAUUGCUUUCCGGAAGAAACGCGGUGGAAGCCAGGCGAUAUAUCCGGGAGUUUUUGUUCAAUUCUAAUGUGAAAACCUACAUGAUGGAAGGAGAUGACUUGUCUUACGACGUUUUGCAAUGUUGCUCGCACUAUCAUUGCCAUAAUCUACUUUGUCUAAUUUACAGCUGUUAAUGCAAUUUACAUUCCACUUUUUAUCUAAUGUCGCAUGUUGCUUAGCCAGAGUGUAAACGGCAAUGCACAUUAAUUAUUUUGUAUUUUUUCUUGCAAUCUUGCGCGAGACGAGCCUGUAAAUAACAAAGAUCGCGUCGACGACGUAGUUUGCAUCUACGUUUAUCUCCUGUCAUUAUUUUCUAUACAGUUAAUUUAAUAAUAUAUGCUACCAUACGUAUCUUUAGGAAGGCAUCGUACACAUUUAUUUAUAGUCUGUUUCUUUGGAAUAACGAGUUGUUGUAUAAAGCCAAAAAGCUAAAAUGCCAUGGUUUUUUGUGUAAAUGUAAUGAUGCUUGAUUUACAUUGAUUUUUACGUAUUAAUAGAUC
Molecule: messenger RNA, 3485 nt
Organism: Atta colombica
Lineage: Eukaryota; Metazoa; Arthropoda; Insecta; Hymenoptera; Formicidae
Gene: alphaSnap
Product: alpha-soluble NSF attachment protein
Exons: 5
Coding region: 352-1230 (292 amino acids)
Biological process (GO): intracellular protein transport; SNARE complex disassembly
Cellular component (GO): vacuolar membrane; SNARE complex
Molecular function (GO): soluble NSF attachment protein activity; syntaxin binding
Source: RefSeq, a predicted model, not a curated record